Molecule: messenger RNA, 1296 nt
Organism: Strongyloides ratti
Lineage: Eukaryota; Metazoa; Nematoda; Chromadorea; Rhabditida; Strongyloididae
Product: von Willebrand factor, type A domain-containing protein
Exons: 3
Coding region: 1-1296 (431 amino acids)
Source: RefSeq, a predicted model, not a curated record
AUGAAACUAUUGUAUGUUAUUUCUUUAUUAUUUUUGACUGUUAAUGGGUCAAAUAUUUGUAAUAGAAUUCCAUGUUCCCCAACUAGAUUGUAUGCUGAUAUUGUUUCAAUUAUUGACUCCAGUUCUUCAAUGGAUAAUGGUCUUUUUGAUGGUGUGAAACAAUUUUUAACUGAUAUUGCUUCUAAUGUUACUCUUGGUAGUAAUGAAGAUAAUACACAAAUGGCUUUUUAUACUUUUUCAAAAGAUGGUAAAAGUUAUGGAACAUUGAAAAAUGGAAAUAAUAACAAUAGUGUUCUUAGUACUAUUAAUAGUUUAACAUUAGAUGACUAUGCUGAUAGAUCAAUUGAUCAAGCUUUAAGUCUUGAAGAAGAUGAAGUUACUACUGGAAAUGGUUUACGUCAAAAGGCAAAAAAAAUUCUUAUUAUAUUUUCUGGAAAUAGUUUUACAGGUGUAAUGCCAUCUACAAAUAAUAUUCUUGGAAAAUUACAAUCUAAGUAUGAUCAUAUCAUUGCUAUUGGUGUUGGUUAUGAUGGAGUUAAAAAUAAUUAUGAUGAAUUACAUAAUAUUGCUGGUGAUAGCUCUCAACUUUUCUUUACCCCAUCACCAGAUCAAUUACGUUUUAUUUAUCCAGCUGUAUUACAAACCGGAUGUUCAAAUUAUAUGCCAGCAAUAACAACUCCAAAACCAACAACAGCACCAACUCAAGCACCAUCUGUAUCAUGCCAAGUUUCAUCACUUUCCUAUGAUAUUUACCUCUUAAUUGAUAAUAGUAAUAAUCUUAAUAGUGAUACAUUUGGAUUAAUUAAGAAGCAAUUAUAUAAUUUCAUUUCUCCUUAUUCAAUUGGAACAUCAACACAAGUAGCAGUCUUUGGUAUUGCAAUUAAUACACAAGAAUACUAUACAUCAUUUGAAAACUCCCAGAUGCCUGUUUAUGUUACAAGUGCUAUUAAUAAUAUGGCUCAAGAAUCAAAUAAUGGACAAGCUAUUGCAUUAUCAUUAAAUGUUAUUCAAAAUAAUAUCUUUAAAAAAAUUGGAAAAAAUGGAAAAUCACAAUUAAUUGUUUAUGUUACAGAUAAUACUAACUUUGACUCUGAUCCAACAAAUAUUCUUUCCUCUUUAACUAAUCAAUAUGGAGUCAAAAGACUUGUUAUAAGAACAGAUGUAAAUGCUAGUAUGGAUACAUUAACUAGAUUUUCUGGAGCACAAAAUUGUGUAUAUGAUGUAUCAACUCAAGGAACAUCUGGAGUAGCAGCAUGGCUUCAAGAUGCAACUUGCCGAAAAAAUUUCUGUGUUUAA